CGCUUCCCACAAUGCAUCCGGGCACCAGCGGGAAACCAAAAUGGCGAACGUGCUGGGGGGAAAUGAGCCGUUUGUUAUCUUCUAACGAAGCUCCAGCCUCGCAAGUUUUCGUGAUAUACUUUUGAAAUAAAGCCCAACUACAAGAGAAACGGGAUAUCAUCGUCCUGUGCUAUUUAGUUAUUUUGUCGUGCGAGUCAAUAUAGAAGCUGAGGGGACCGAAUGAGAGCCUCGGGGGAUGUAGAUCACCUGUCUGUCCAUCAGAGGGCUCUCCCCCAGCGGCAGCAGCAGGCUCUGUCCUUGUCCCCAACAAGCCUGUCUGCAAGGGGCGAGAAUGGAGAGGACAGCAUGUCUGACAGGUUUACAGAAGGACAGGACGUCUUGGCCCGGUGGUCAGAUGGCUUGUUCUACUUGGGGACAAUCACCAAGAUAAAUCGUGAAAAGCAGCAAUGCUUUGUGGUUUUUGAGGAUCGAUCAAAAUCUUGGGUUCUGUGGAAGGACAUCCAGACAGGGGAUGAAGAUGAUGAAGAGGAUAAUGAAGAGGAUGACGACAUUGUGUGCUCCAUAUGCCAAGAUGAAACAUCCGAUGAACCCAAUGAAAUAGUCAUUUGUGACAAGUGUGGAAAAGGCUACCAUCAGCUUUGCCACUCCCCCAACAUCGAUGCCUCUGUCAUUGACUCGGAUGACAAGUGGCUCUGCUCAGAUUGUGAGCUCACUUGUAGACCGAAGAGGGAGGCUGCAAACAUGAGGACAGCGUCUGCUCAGGGCUUUGUGGAGCAGGAGCUGCAGGAGAAGCACAUGGGACUACACCUCUCACUCCCAUACGCUCUGGACGAGCUGGUUUGGGACCAAGCCCACGAGACUAACAUCCAGCAGUGCUACUGCUACUGUGGAGGUCCAGGAGAUUGGUACCUGAAGAUGCUGCAGUGUAACGGGUGUCUGCAGUGGUUCCAUGAGGCGUGUCUCCAUUGCCUACAGAUACCCAUGUUCUACGGAGACAGGUUUUAUCUGUUUAUUUGUUCCGUUUGCAAUGGUGGACCAGAGUACCUCAGCCGACUGCCUCUCACAUGGGAAAAUGUCACACACCUGAGUCUGUACAACUUGAGUGUGAUCCACAAGAAGAUGUACUUUGAUUCAGAGAUCCUUCUGAUGUCUUACAUCAAUGAUAACUGGGAGCUGCUGCAGCUUGGGGAGCUCGCUAACACUCCCAGAUCCCAGCGUUAUGGAAGGGUUCUGGAGGCACUGAACAACAACAAUAGCAUAUUCAAGUCAGGGAAAGAGGUUAAGAAAAAGAAACACUUGUUCAGCCUGAGGAUUCGUUUCCCUCCUGCUCCUCCAAACUCUCGUGAGCCAUCCGGUAGAGGGUUGGACAGGGCUUCACAUGAGAUCAACAUCAAGGGAUGCAAGUCCACCAAGACCCCACCUGGCAUGAGGUCUUUAACCAAUGGCACAGAGAGGAAGAAAAAGAGGAAGCAGGGAGCACGUUCUCUGGAGAGUCUGGCUAGACCACAAUGCAGCGAACGCUUAUCCCAGAAUCUAAGGAGGCCUCUGCCACUAGAGCCCAACACAUUGGAUCACUUAACCGCCGUCAAGAAGGAGCGGCAUCUGCUGUCAACUUCAGAUGUGGAAUCUAUAGGAGCCCUGAGCACUACAGAAACUACCUCAACUAGCAUUUCAAGACCGUCCAGUAGCUGCAGCUCCAGCAAGACGCGAACGACAGCCUCCAUCAUGCCUGUUUCCGCUCCACCCUUGAAGAGGAAACGUGGGCGCCCACGACGGGCCCCGCAGCCCCCCCGCCCAGAGAUCCUCCCUCCCAGCCAUGCAGACCCAAACCCCUCGCUUACGGAGAUGAGACCCCUGCCAAGACUUCACUCCACAGAUAUAGUUCACGGCAUGGACCCCAACACCCAACUCUCCCACCUCAAGAGCUCCAUCAGCAGCUAUUUUGGAGCAGCCGGGCGACUGGCUUGCGGGGAGAAGUACAAAGUCCUGGCACGACGGGUCACUCUCGACGGCAAGGUGCAGUACCUGGUGGAGUGGGAGGGAGUCACUGCCUCCUAAGUUUGUCAUUGUCACUUCUAACCUUUUAACCAGCACUCGCAAGAGGUUUCUGGCUCUGCUAAGGACAUGUGUUCACAGCCUGAAUUCAGAGCAUUAAUUGUUGUGCGCUUUUUUGUCGAGUUUUGAACAAGAGCAACAUUUUCAUGCUUAUGCUUUACUGCAAAGCCUACUGGUUCAGUGCACAUUUAAACAUGUAUUUCCAUCAUAUGUUAUAAAGAUUUCAAUUCUUUGAUCAAGACAAGGCAUUGUCAUAAUACCACACCGUAUUUGUGCUAUUCUGCUUUUUACUUUCAUUAUUUUCUUUGAAUGUUUACAGCAAAACCAAACACUGCAUCUGUAGGCUCGCAGUGAACCAUUAUGUACUUAAUUUUCAUCCAGUGAUAUGCUUUUCAUUUCUAGACCGGUUAAGUAUAAAACUGUAUUUUAUUCUUUUUGACUGAAUGUGGUUGGUCGCACAUUAAAUGUUCAAUCUUGGCAGAUGAGAGAGGGACACAAAAAAUUGAUUUAACUACUGCAAUGGCCAUUUAUUUUCUUACUAAUUUAGUAGGACAAUAAAUAUAUACUAUAUAUGUCUAUUUACAACCGUGUCCCUAUCUCUAGUCGCAGCUACGAGUAAAUUUUCUUUGGCUGAGAUCCUUCUGUUGAACUCAAAAAAGAGGUGCUGCGGCAGGUCUUUUGUUUUACAUAAAAUGAUACUACAUUAUAUUUCCCCAUUAGUCCCUUUGUGUAUGUUUAAGCAUUUGUGUUUAAUAUCUGUUCUGCAUAUCAAAUUUUAUUUUUUUUGUUUGAAAUUCUUAGACUACAUAGCAGCAUUUUGAUGGUAAAGCUCUUUAAACCUCUUUGCUUUGGUCAUAGCGCUCGGUUGACAUUUAAAUGUGGAAUUCUGAUAAAUAACCUUCUCCAAAUGUACAACUCUCUAGAAACUGAAAACAUGAGGACCGAUCAGACAUUUUCAUAGCAAAGAUAUAUAUUUUUCAAAAUAUGUCAACUUUCUUAGUCAAAAUUAUUUAACCUUUUUAAAAAAAUAAGUUAUUUGAAAUCAAUUAAAAAUGACAUAUCUUUAAGGACCUUUUUUCCCCUUUACUAUGCGCUGCAAAAGGUUAUUUACCCAGGUUUUAUACUAAAAAGUUCAGGUGUUUUUGUUUGUGCUUCCUAUGCAUGUUAGUCCUUGAUAACCCUGUUCAGUCAUAAUUGAACAUACGACUUGAUAAAGGGGAGCUUGAGAAUUUUUAUUUGACUUUUGAAUCUUUCCUUUUACGGUCAUGUAUGUUGUAGUGUAUUCACUCAGGAUAUGUUAAAAAAAACCUCACUGUAUUUCACAAGCUUGCAUUUACAGCUUUUGCGAUUUGAGAUUUAGAAAUAAGUUAUUCACUCAUUGUUGGUCAGUAUUUUCAUAUUGGGUGCUCAAUUUGACUUUGGAACGUAUGUAAGCUUUUUUUACUAUGAGCAAAAUAACUAGUUAUUCUGCCACACUCGCUGGUUGAAUCUGUCUGAAAUACCAGUCACUGGAAAACUUAAAUGCUGUAUUUCAUUGCAUGAGGUAAAUCAUUCAGUUCAGCGGUUUCUUUUUUACAGAUGUUUUCUAUUUUUUUGUUGGAACUGACAGAGCUUUUUGACAUUGAUACCUCUUCAUUGUACAGAUGUAGUUGGUGUCUCAGCCCACCUGCUGUUACCACUGGCUCACCAGGCCAAAGAACACACAUGUAACGACUGCUUUGGCCCUUGAGAUUCAUAGAAUACAGUUUUAUACAUCAUGACGUAGGUUGACGUGUUUUGCUCCUGAGCCUGUUUAGUUAGAGGAUGAAUAAAAGUCGAUAUUUUGAA
Molecule: messenger RNA, 3882 nt
Organism: Pungitius pungitius (ninespine stickleback)
Lineage: Eukaryota; Metazoa; Chordata; Actinopteri; Perciformes; Gasterosteidae
Gene: mtf2
Product: metal response element binding transcription factor 2
Exons: 15
Coding region: 220-2058 (612 amino acids)
Biological process (GO): chromatin organization; regulation of DNA-templated transcription
Cellular component (GO): nucleus
Molecular function (GO): DNA binding; chromatin binding
Source: RefSeq, a predicted model, not a curated record